AUGCAGUACCGACUCUUGACCGCACUCCUUGCUGGGGCAACCGCCGUCUUGGCAGAACCGGCUCCUGAGCCAACCGCUGCGCCUAGCGUCGAGAGGGCUGUGGCUAAGCGUGCCUCAAACGGCUCCUCCUGCACCUUCAGCGGGUCGGACGGCUACUCUGAAGCCAGUGCAUCCAAGUCCUCUUGUGCAACCAUCGUCCUGUCCGCUCUCACUGUUCCCUCAGGAACCACCCUGGACUUGACCGACCUUCCAGAUGACACUGAGGUUAUCUUUGAAGGCGAGACGGUCUGGGAGUAUGGGGAGUGGGAAGGUCCUCUGUUUGCAGUCAGCGGUACCUCGAUCACCGUAAUAGGUGCCGACGGCAGCUCGCUGAACGGCAACGGUGCUUCGUACUGGGACGGUGAGGGAAGCAAUGGCGGCAAGACGAAGCCCAAGUUUUUCCAGGCACACGACUUGACCACCUCGACGAUCCAGAACAUCAACAUUAUGAACCCUCCCGUCCAGGUGUUUAGCAUCAACGGUGUUCAAACACUGAGCCUCACUGGAAUCACCAUCGACGCCAAAGACGGUGACGACAAUGGAGGGCACAACACCGACGGCUUCGACAUUGGCUCAUCCGACGGCGUGACUAUUUCCGGCGCGACUGUGUACAACCAGGACGAUUGCGUUGCCAUCAACUCCGGCACUAACAUUGUUUUCACUGGUGGAUACUGCUCGGGCGGCCACGGACUCAGCAUUGGCUCCAUUGGUGGCCGUGACGACAACACCGUGUCUGGCGUGACGUUUGAGUCUUCCACCGUGACCAACUCGGACAACGGAAUUCGGAUCAAGACCAAGUCCGGAGAGACCGGAUCAGUUUCGGAUGUGACCUACAAGGAUAUUGAGCUGUCGAGCAUUGCCGAUUACGGAAUCAUUGUUGACCAGGCCUACGAUGGUGACGAGGCCACCAACGGCAUCACCAUCAGCGGCUUCACGCUUGACGGAGUUGCUGGCACUGUUGAUUCUGAUGCCGACUAUGCAAUCUACAUCAACUGUGGUAGCGACAGCUGCACCGACUGGACUUGGACUGACGUGUCUGUUACGGGUGCUGACGAUUCCUGUUCUAACCAGCCAAGCUCCAUCACUUGCUCGUAG
Molecule: messenger RNA, 1134 nt
Organism: Ilyonectria robusta
Lineage: Eukaryota; Fungi; Ascomycota; Sordariomycetes; Hypocreales; Nectriaceae
Product: polygalacturonase
Exons: 2
Coding region: 1-1134 (377 amino acids)
Biological process (GO): pectin catabolic process
Cellular component (GO): extracellular region
Molecular function (GO): polygalacturonase activity
Source: RefSeq, a predicted model, not a curated record